AGCGAGCCCGUCAAAAUACAAGGACCCAAGAAGCGCGGGGGUCUUCUUUCUCAACGCCCACACACCAAGCACCUCUCUAAAACCUUGCCAUUUCCUCCAUCUCGUCCUGAAACUCCCAUAUCCCUCGACUCCUCUCUUUCGUCGUCUUUUCGACGCUCCUAAUUACUCCGCGCUCGCCCGUGCCAUGGCCCUCGACUCUUGUUGAUACCCCGACUCUUCUUUCCUUAAACUUUCUGGACAUCCCACAAUUCCGCCCCGCCUUCACUUCCACCACGAACCAUAAUGUCUCUCUGAUUAUUAGCCUGAACCGCUUUUCCACCCGCCAAAAAUUUAUCCUCGUCCUUUCACAUCCCAGACGUCCUGGAUCACCACCACUUGAUCACUUCUCGCCAUGUUGGAUGAAAUACCCAUUCAAGAUCAGUAUGUCUUCACGUCGCUGCGCUACGAUGGAUCCAUGAAGCGCAAUGCCCAGAACCCCGUGUGUUGCCCGGACUCCAAGGCCGCAUAUCUCAUCAAGUACCACUACGAGCGCCUCGUCACUGCAGCCGAUCAUCUGGGUUGGUACGACACCAACAAGAGGCUCAAAGGCCCUGUCGAUCUGUUCACCCGAAUUCAGACCGCCGUAGCUGAGCACAAAAAGAAGACUGGCAACAAAUGUCCAUUCAAGGUUCGAGUAUGCUUGCGUCACAGCGGAAAGAUGGAGAUUGGUGUUGAGCCAAUCAUGGCCACGAAGCAACCACUUCUCUUCCCGACCACCCUGGACUUGGGCAAGUGCAGUGGAGAGGCAGCAUCACAACAUCCCAUUUUCAAGGCUGUGCUGGAUGUGUUACCUACUCGAACCACGACUUUCACUCGGGACAAGACUCACUACCGUACCAUGUACAACUAUGCCAGACAAUGUGCACAGAUCCAGUCAUACCAGGACGCAAAAGAAGUCAUCUUAUUCAAUCGCGACAACCAGGUCAUGGACGGAUCUAUCACGACUCCCUACUUCUAUCGCGACGGCAAAUGGAUGACUCCGCACAGAGAUUGCGGCGGCCAGCAAGGAACUACCCGUCGUUGGGCUAUCGACCAAGGCAUCUGCCAUGCUGGUAUCAUUGACAUUUCUACCAUCAAGCAUGAUGAGAUUAUCUGGCUCAGUAACGGCGUCAAAGGAUUCUUUACUGCUCGCUUCGUCGCCUGCAACGAUCGUCUUGCUCGCACACCCAGCUACGAAUCCCGCAUCUCCCACGUCUCCCGCAGCGACAGUGGUAUCGAUGAGAAGCACUCUCUUCGACCCCAUCAGGAUGAAGUCGCCGAGGACGACAUCGAACCAACGCGCCAAAAGUGGACCCCUGAACCAGGCGCCGAGGACUUCAGAAACACUGCUUUUACUCUCGAUGUCUUUGAGCGAGCUCUGAAGUUGUAAAUGGUCCUUUCUUUUCUCUCUUUUGAUUCUUUUACUUGAUAUCCCCUGGCUCUCACCGAUCAGCCUCUUUUUUCUUUACUACACCGUUGGAUUUGCUGGAGCGAAAAAUGG
Messenger RNA from Aureobasidium pullulans EXF-150, 1519 nucleotides. RefSeq lists its product as uncharacterized. The coding region runs from base 392 to 1408 and encodes 338 amino acids. The record is from RefSeq and is a predicted model, not a curated record. The transcript is spliced from 2 exons. Gene Ontology annotation, molecular function: catalytic activity. NCBI's taxonomy places the organism in Eukaryota, Fungi, Ascomycota, Dothideomycetes, Dothideales, Saccotheciaceae.